AUGAAUUCAGAAUCAACGACACCAAAUCAAUCACCAAAGCUUUCGAAAUUACUAACCAACAUAUCUUUUUCUAAUAAUAACACUCAGAAUAAAAAUGUUAUAAAUGAUAUAUUCUUUUCAUUUACAAAAGUUGAUUAUGAUCAAGAAAAUUUAAAGAAAAACAGUAAAUCAUUUGAAGAAAAUCUAAAUAACUGUAUAGUUAAUGCCAAGAAAAAUAUGGAAUCUAAAAGGCAACUUUGGCAAAAUGCUAUAACAAGUAAUAAAGGAAUUAUCGUGUUGAAGAAAAGAACUGAGAAAGUAGAAGAAGAUAUUAAGCAACAACGUGAAGCUAUUGAGGUCAAACGAGCAUUAUUAGAAACUCAACUCUCGCGAAACUUACCUGAAUUAGGCAUUUUUACUAAUAAAUUGGCAUUAACAAUGGAAAGUGUACGAGACGAUGUGAUAAAUUUUAUAUUCACGUGUAUUUAUGAAAACAAUUCGUCUCGAUCAUGUUACUUUACAAUUGACGUUGGAGAAACAGAGUAUAAGGUCAUAGAAUGUAAUCCUAUGGUCGAAGAAUUAGACAAACUGGUUUCACAAUUAAAUACUAGUCGUGAUUUCUUUUCAUUCUUAAAGAAAAUGAGACAGGGAUUUCGUAAACAUGCAAAUGCAGAUAUAUAA
Dentiscutata heterogama is the source of this 660-nucleotide messenger RNA. NCBI's taxonomy places the organism in Eukaryota, Fungi, Glomeromycota, Glomeromycetes, Diversisporales, Gigasporaceae. The record is from the annotation of a GenBank genome assembly.